Microsporum canis CBS 113480 is the source of this 1337-nucleotide messenger RNA. RefSeq names its product mitochondrial phosphate carrier protein. Gene Ontology annotation, cellular component: mitochondrial inner membrane. Gene Ontology annotation, biological process: mitochondrial phosphate ion transmembrane transport. The coding region runs from base 33 to 974 and encodes 313 amino acids. The record is from RefSeq and is a predicted model, not a curated record. The transcript has 4 exons. NCBI's taxonomy places the organism in Eukaryota, Fungi, Ascomycota, Eurotiomycetes, Onygenales, Arthrodermataceae. Gene Ontology annotation, molecular function: phosphate transmembrane transporter activity.
CUUCUGCGUCUUGCGCACCCAUCACCGUUGCAAUGGCCGCCUCUCCUGCUGCUCUGGCUCAGGCCAUCCCCGAGAAGAAACCAGAGGGAGUUGGCCUCUACGCUCGCUUCGCCUUUGCCGGUGCUGUCUGCUGUUCCGUUACCCACGGUGCCUUCACGCCAGUCGAUGUCGUCAAGACCAGAAUCCAGCUUGACCCCUCUACCUACAACCGUGGUAUGAUCGGUGGUUUCCGUCAGGUCAUCCAAAAUGAGGGUGCUGGCGCUCUUUUGACUGGUAUCGGCCCUACCUUUGCUGGUUACUUCCUUCAGGGUGCCUUCAAGUUCGGUGGAUAUGAGUUCUUCAAGAAACAGUCUAUCGACUACCUUGGUCUCGAGACUGCCCGCAGGAACCGUACUGCUGUCUACUCUGUCUCUGCUGCCAGCGCUGAGUUCUUUGCCUCCAUUGCCCUCUGCCCUCUUGAGGCUACUCGUAUCCGUCUCGUUUCCCAGCCUGGCUUUGCCAGCGGUCUGAUCAGUGGUUUCGGCAAGAUCCUCAAGAACGAGGGUGUUGGUGCCUUCUACAGUGGUUUCGGUCCCAUCCUCUUGAAGCAGAUCCCCUACACUGUGACCAAGUUCGUUGCUUUCGAGAAGGUUUCUGAGACUGCUUUCUCCUUCCUUGACAAGUCUAAGCUUUCCAACGCUGCUCAGACCGGUGUCAACUUGGGAUCUGGUCUCAUGGCUGGUUUCGCUGCUGCCAUUGUCUCCCAGCCCGCCGAUACUAUGCUCUCCAAGAUUAACAAGACCAAGGGUCUCCCUGGUGAGAGCAUCGUCUCCCGCCUCAUAAAGAUUGCUGGCGAGCUUGGUUUCCGCGGUGCUUUCGCUGGUCUCCCUACUCGUCUAUUCAUGGUUGGUGGUCUUACUGCUGGUCAAUUCGCCAUCUACGGUGACAUCAAGAAGGCUCUUGGUGCCACCAAUGGUGUCGAGAUUGCCAAAUAAGCAUCACACCGCGAACAUAGCAAAAUUUCGCAUGGUUUAGAUAGGUGGGAAGAAAAUGUUUUGGUAUAGAGAUGAAGGUGGCUAAACCUACGGCCAUUUUCAUUGUUCAAGUUGGAGACGGGCACCUUUUUUUUUUUUCAUUUCAAUUACCCCUUUUACCAAGAUGCGGUGCCCUCCACAUCCUCCGCAACUUUAGUGUAUAAUUGCAUCGGGCCGGCCAUAAACAACUGUACACUCUGGCGGGCGUUAUCAUCUUGUUUCAAUGACUGUAAUAGACUAUUUCCUUGUGCUUUAGAUUUCUAGGUUAUGCAGGCGGCUUCUGCAUGGCUUUUCCACAAUCCAGAGACAUUGAUGUUAUGUUUC